AUGACCUGGUCGCUGCUGCGAGACUUCUUCCCCAUGCUGGCCCGCUGGAUGUCCUCGACCAUGUCUUCGGGCUCCAAGGGCGGCGGCGGCGGCGGCGGCCCAGCGUCGCAGGCCUAUGCUCGCUCGCACACCUACGCCCACUCGCAGACCCAGCUGCACUCGCAUACCCCUUCGCAGUCACAUUCGCAGCCACCGUCUCAGUCGCAGUCGCAGUCCUCGAGCUCGUCGUCGUGGUGGCCGCCCUUUUGCCGGCACCAGAGCGACAAGGUCGGCGGCGACAACGGCAUGGGCCUCGACCUGGAGCGCUGGGACCGUGACUAUCUUUUCUUCCUCUUCCUCUUGAUAUCCUGUAUCUGCUUUGACUCUGCCAUUGUCGGUGUUCCUUCUUAUACCCUGUAUGUCUUUUGCCUCCUAUUCUCGACUUACCUCGGCCCAACAAAACGGUCGUCCCAACAAAUUCGGCUUUGGGUGGAGAAGAAGAGAAGAAGAAGAAGAAGAAGAAGAAGAGAAGAAGAUGAAGAUGAAGAUGAAGAUGAUAAAAAGAAGAGGAAGAAGAGGAUGAAAGCCUCGACACAAGACCAAAUACCCAAAACAGACAAAGAGAGAGAAAGCAAAGAGACAGCAAAGAGAGAGAGAGAUCUGGGCCUUCACUGGGUCUUCUUCAUUUCACUAGACUCUCUCUUAAGUCUUCUCUCUAAGUCUCUUAAUUCUUCUAUUAAUUCUCCUCUUAAGUCAUCGCUGAAGUCAUCUUCUUCUUCUUCUCCUCUUCUUCUCUUCUUCUUCUCAACAAGUCGCUUGCUUGCUUGCUUCUUGCUUGCUUCUUGCUUCCUCUUACUAACCGUCGCCUCUCGCCUCUUCCUCUCUUCCUCUUACUCUCUUACUCUCUACUUAUUCUCUUCUUCUCUCGGAGUCUUCAAGUCUUCAGUCUCAGUCUCAGUCCUUCGUUGA
Molecule: messenger RNA, 948 nt
Organism: Trichophyton benhamiae CBS 112371
Lineage: Eukaryota; Fungi; Ascomycota; Eurotiomycetes; Onygenales; Arthrodermataceae
Exons: 4
Coding region: 1-948 (315 amino acids)
Source: RefSeq, a predicted model, not a curated record